Molecule: messenger RNA, 3147 nt
Organism: Penicillium malachiteum
Lineage: Eukaryota; Fungi; Ascomycota; Eurotiomycetes; Eurotiales; Aspergillaceae
Product: sulfite reductase subunit alpha
Exons: 1
Coding region: 1-3147 (1048 amino acids)
Cellular component (GO): cytosol
Molecular function (GO): sulfite reductase (NADPH) activity; oxidoreductase activity, acting on the aldehyde or oxo group of donors; flavin adenine dinucleotide binding
Source: RefSeq, a predicted model, not a curated record
AUGGGUGCUUCAAACCCUACUCUUUCUGCCCUUUCGGGACCGACAUAUGUCACUGCUCAGGCAUUGAUCCAACAAGUUGCUUACUUGUUGAGUGACAAGAUCUUCUCCUACUCUCCAGAGACCUUCGAACUCGAUUCUGCUCUUCGCCAAUGGUCUGACGCUCAAGAGACCAAGUCAAAUGGAGAAUCUCCCGUUGUUAAGACCCUGGAGACUCGCCAGGGUGCUGGUAACAUGGCUCUGGGAUACCUUUUCUCUCAGGACUUUGACCUGAAGAAGCGCCAUGUGCCUCAGGGUAUCGUGGCUUCUUCUGCCACUUUGCCCUACAUGCGCUCUGCCCUUGAGCAGCUCUCUCUGCUCUACUCGGUGGCAAGCCCGGUGGCGGCACACGUUGCGGCUGUCGAUUACGCUGGAGAUGAGGGACUCGUCUCUGACUAUGCCUCUGCUCUUUCUCUGGCUGAGGACCUUGGCCUGGGUCUAGUUUCCAGCGGCUCUGCUCACGAGUCUCAGCACAUGGCUCUGUUCACAACUCUGCUGGCUUCCGUCCUUCCCUCCAUCCACAUCUAUGAUGGUGUUCGUGUCGGCCGCGAGACCACCCGUGUCAUUGAUGUCCUUGACAAGGAGGGUCUUGCCCGUACCUAUGAAACAAUCCGCAAGACUCUGGAUGAAUCUCGCAACCGCCACCUCGAUGCCCAGGGUAAGGUUCUGGAUCUCCUCAAGACCCUCAAUGGCGAGCUUGGCACCGACUACGGUGCGUUCGAGUACCACGGUCACUCAGAGCCCGUCUCCGUUCUCGUUGUCUUUGGCACUGUCGAGGCUGCCCUUGCUGGCCAGGUUGCUCGCUCUUUGGCCAAGUCUGGUGUUCGAAUUGGUGUUGUGAACGUUCGUGUUUACCGUCCUUUUAUCGAAGAAGAGUUCCUGCGUGUGCUGCCUCAAUCCACCAAGACCGUCGGUGUCCUUGGUCAGGUUGUUGACGAGCAGGCUGUUCAGGAGGAGGGUGUCCACUCUGCCCUCUACGAGGAUGUGCUGGCGGCGUUGACCUUCGCCACUGGUCGCGAGCAUGCUCCUUCUUGUGUGGAGAUCAAGUACCCCCGCUCUCAGCGUUGGGACCAAAUCACCACCGCUGCUGCUUUCCAGCGCAUCUUCGAUAAGCCCAUUCUCCCCGCCGAUAACACUGUCAACGAGGGUAGCCCUCUCCAGCUGCUCGACUCAACUACUGUCCAAGAAUACACUUUCUGGGACGUCGACAGCUCAGUGUCUGAGAACGCUACUAGCAUCCUGAGCCAGGCUCUUGCUGCUGAUUCUGCCAGCAAUGUCACCACCAGCAAGGCUCAUGACAACCUCGUCCAGGGUGGUGCUAUCCGUGUUGACAUUCGCAAGAGUGCCAAGAUCGUCGAUGCUCCCUAUGCCGUUACUGCUGCUGAUGUUUCCUAUGUCGGAAGCAUUGCGCUGCUCAAUGAUGUUGAUGUUGUUGCCUCCGUUAAGGACAACGCUAAGAUCAUUGUUAACGCCCCUGGUGUUAAGGACGAGGACCUUGAGAAGAAGCUGCCUGCUACUUUCAGACAAGCUAUCGCUCACCGUGGAAUCUCCCUGUUUGUUCUCGAUCCCUCUGCCAACGAGGAUGCUUCUCUUGCCGAGACCAUCCUCCAGGCUGCUUUCCUCCGCGUUGCCCUGCCUUCCCAGGAGGGUCUGGCCCUGAAGAAGCUGGCCUCCAUUGCGGGCAACGCUGAAGCUCUGGAGAAUGUCAGCAAGGAUCUCGAGAAGGUUCUUCGGCAGAUUGGGAUCCCCGAGGCCUGGAAGGAGCCUGAGGGAGUCAGCGAGGUUGCUGAGCUUGCCAAGGAUAUCUCUGCCAACAGCUUUGUUGCAUUCGACAAGCAGGAAGCCGAGGUCCCCACUCUGCUCAAGGGCUGGGAGACUGCUGCCACCGGUCUGGCAUUCAAGGAAGCAUUCGGUACCCGAAAUGCUCUCCGACCCGACCUGGCGACCAAGACCUUCACUGUCCACGUCAAGGAGAACCGCCGUCUUACUCCCGUUACCUACGACCGUAACAUCUUCCACAUCGAGUUCGACCUGGGCAACACUGGUCUCACUUAUGACAUUGGUGAGGCCCUCGGUGUCCACGCUGAGAACGACCCUGCCGAUGUCACCGAGUUCAUCGCCUUCUACGGCCUUGACCCUGACGCCAUUGUGGAGGUUCCCAGCCGCGAGGAUCCCAACGUUUAUGAGAACCGCACUGUUUACCAGGCGUUGAUCCAGAACGUUGACAUCUUCGGUCGUCCUCCCAAGCGCUUCUAUGAAGCACUCGCUGAGUUCGCCACCGAUGAGAAGGAGAAGACCGAUCUUCGCACUCUUGGUGGCCCCGACGGCGCCACUGAGUUCAAGCGUCGCUCCGAGGUCGACACUGUCACCUUCGCUGACAUCCUGCUCGAGUACCCCUCUGCUCACCCCGACUUCCACGAGAUUGUCCGCAUUGUUGGUCCUCUGAAGCGUCGCGAGUACUCCAUUGCCUCGUGCCAGAAGGUUACUCCCGACAGCGUCGCCCUGAUGAUCGUCGCAGUCAACUGGGUUGGCCCCAACGGCAAGGACCGCUUCGGUCUCGCUACCCGCUACCUGAGCCGUCUGCAAGUGGGCUCUUCCAUCACCGUCAGUGUGAAGUCCAGUGUGAUGAAGCUGCCCCCGAAGUCCACCCAGCCCCUCAUUAUGGCUGGUCUAGGUACCGGUCUCGCGCCAUUCCGUGCUUUCGUGCAGCACCGCGCUCUCGAGAAGGCUCAGGGCAAGGAGAUUGGUUCCGUUCUCCUGUACAUGGGUUCUCGUCACCAGCGCGAGGAGUACUGUUACGGAGAGGAGUGGGAGGCCUACCAGGAGGCAGGAGUUAUCACCCUUCUUGGUGCCGCCUUCUCUCGUGACCAGCCUCAGAAGAUUUACAUCCAAGACCGCAUGCGCGAGAGCUUGGCUGAGAUCCGCAAGGCCUACAUUCAGGAAGAUGGUGCUUUCUACCUGUGUGGUCCCACUUGGCCCGUGCCCGAUGUGACUGCUGUCCUUGAGGAGGCUAUCGCUGCUGAGGCCAAGGCCAGCGGCAAGAAGGUUGAUACUCGCAAGGAGAUUGAAAAGUUGAAGGAUGAGGAGCGUUACGUUUUGGAGGUGUACUAG